This is a messenger RNA of Juglans regia (Persian walnut), 1512 nucleotides long. RefSeq lists its product as uncharacterized. The coding region runs from base 1 to 1512 and encodes 503 amino acids. The record is from RefSeq and is a predicted model, not a curated record. Lineage: Eukaryota; Viridiplantae; Streptophyta; Magnoliopsida; Fagales; Juglandaceae. Gene Ontology annotation, molecular function: nucleic acid binding. The transcript is spliced from 5 exons.
AUGGUUGAUGCAGCCACAAGAGGAGUAUUAAUGGGUAAGACCCCUAAAGCUGCAUAUGAACUUCUGGAAGAGUUGGCAUCUAACAACUAUCAGUGGGCCUCAGAGAGAGCAAUGCCAAAGAAGGCGACCAGUAUCGUUGAGCUUGACUCUAUGUCCGCAAUUGCGGCCCAGUUGGGAAAUCAAUCCAAACAAAUAUAUUGCCAAGUGGGGAAUCCUUUCGCCCAAUCGAGUUAUGAACAAGCCCAUUACGUGUCCAAUUUCCAACGUCAAAGCAAUUCUUAUUCAAACACAUUCAAUCCCGGAUGGAGAAAUCACCCUAAUUUUUUAUGGAGCAAUAAUCAAGUGCCGAUCAGACCACCUCAACAGUUUCUACACCAAGAGAAGAAGCUGACAGUUGAAUAUAUGUUCAUGCAGUACAUGCAAAAGAAUGAUAUGGUGAACCAAAAUCAAUCAACUUCAAUCCGAAAUCUGGAGGCACAAAUCGGUCAGCUCUCAAACAUGCUUACCGAAAGGACAAUAGGGACUCUAUCGAGCAACAUUGUGACCAAUACGAAUGAGCAUGUCAAAGCCAAAACAUUGAGAAGUGGGUGGACAUAUGACCAACCAGAGAUGGUAAAUACCGAGCGAGAUGCAGAAGCUGCCAAAAAUGUGGAGUCCGAGAAGAAGAAAAUCAAGUAUGAGGUGAAAGAAACCGAUCGGGAUGCAACUGACCAGCAAGCUAAGAAAACUAAAGAGAAUAAAGGGGUUACAAAACCUAAGAAAUCUAGGGAGUUUAAUUCUGAAACUUAUUCUCCUUCAAUUUAUGAUCCAUCAAUUCUUUUUCUACAAAGAUUAAGAAAAAAUAAGAUUGAUAAUCAAUUCUCUAAAUUCCUUAGUUUGAAGGUGGUCGUCUACACCGAUCACUCAGCUCUUAAAUACUUGUUGUCGAAGAGGGAUGUCAAAGCAAGACUAUUAAGAUGGAUUCUGCUAUUACAGGAGUUUGAUUUGGAAAUAAAAGAUAAGAAAUGUACCGAGAAUAUAGUAGCCGACCACUUAUCUCGUCUUGAACUUAAAGAGACGACCAGCGAGGAUAAAUUCCCCAUUAAUGAGACCUUCCCGGACGAGAAAUUAAUAGCUAUACAAGUUGUUCUAUGGUAUGCCAAUAUGGUCGAGGUCUCUAAUAAAGAGUUCAAGCGCAUACUAGAGAAGACCGUGAGUGUCUCUCAGACCGACUGGGCGAGAAGGUUAGAUGACGCACUAUGGGCUUAUCGGACAACAUUCAAAACACCGAUUGGGAUGUUGCCUUAUCGGCUCGUUUAUGGAAAAGCUUGCCAUCUACUCGUGGAGCUAGAUCAUAGAGCCUAUUGGGCGAUGAGAACACUGAAUUUUGAUUUACAAGCGGCUGGGGAGAAGAGAAUACUGCAGAUCAACGAGAUGGAUGAGUUCUGCAAUGAUGCUUAUGAGAAUGAACAAAUAGACGAAGAGAUCUCCAAGGAGUACACAACUACACCUUCAUGGAAAAUAUUCAAUUAG